AGAUCCCCCUCAAUUCAGUGCCAUGUAUGGUGCUGGAACCUCAUGUUAGCUCCUACUCUUCGCUUUGCCCUAAUUCAGUCUUCCGUUCUCUUGCUCUUGCCCGGUGCACUUUGGUUUACCUCCAGCUGGUUCGAGCUUUCACCAGCUUUUGCUUCACCAGAAGUGUGGGAUUCUUGGGCCGAAACUCUUGAUGAUUUGCCUUUGCGCAUCGUUGUGAAUAGUAGUCGACGAUUUGUCGAAUCAGUCUGUAGCGAAGUAACUCGGAUCCGGAGUAGUUCCUACAUCAUUUGCCUCGAGGCUUUAUUUGCUGCAGUGUUGACUGCCAGCGCUAAACGAAUAUAUAUAAGCAUUUUCUGACCUCA
This is a messenger RNA of Suillus clintonianus, 362 nucleotides long. RefSeq lists its product as uncharacterized. Bases 43 to 357 code for a protein of 104 amino acids. The transcript is spliced from 2 exons. NCBI's taxonomy places the organism in Eukaryota, Fungi, Basidiomycota, Agaricomycetes, Boletales, Suillaceae. The record is from RefSeq and is a predicted model, not a curated record.